CAAAUAACCAAAGGAGGUGAUGAUCUAUCUAAUCUUUUGAAGCCCUAGGAGGAGAAAGUGAGGGAAGAAAUAUAUACAUUGAUGGAUGAAAUUGGAAUGUAUAUUGUAAUCGAAGGUGGAAAUCACAAUCCCUAGCAAAAACCAGACCUUUCUUCACCGCGAUUGCGAAAUCAUCAUCCUUCCACUAAAUUCACCAGCUCACAAAACCAAAUGCAGGUGCUGCCGCUUUUCCGCCGGAGCUCGUCGCACCACUGAUCUCAACGCCGCCGGAGUUCCUCGUCGACCGCCACAAACAAAUUGAAUUGCUGAUUUACAUGCACACAGCUUCUGUUGUUGAAUAAUGGCUGUUGAGACUUCUGAUAAACCAAACUUGCCUAAAAAUGUUGAUGUUGAUGACGAUGAUGAUGAUAUGCCGAUAACUUUUAAGAGAAACCCUAAGAAGAGUCCGUUGUAUUCUGAAGUAAAGAAAACAAGUUCUCAAAGUCAUGAGGGACAGUCAAAAAAACAGAUUACUGAUGGGCCUUCUGAUAAACCAAACUUGCCCAAAAAUGUUGACGUUGAUGACGAUGAUGAUGAUAUGCCAGUAUCUUUUAAGAGAAACCCUAAGAAGAGUCCGUUGUAUUCUGAAGUAAAGAAAACAAGUUCUCAAAGUCAUGAGGGACAGUCAAACAAACAGAUUACUGAUGGGCCUUCUUCAAAUGGUCAAAAUUCUAAGCCAUCACCCAUGAAGCCUUCUGCAGGGAUCUCGAAAACACCAAAUUCGGCAGCUGUCAAGACAUCCUCUAAUAAGUCACCAGUAGCAAAUUCAAAAUCAAAGCCUCUUUUGGGACAGAAAACAAGCAUUGAUGUUAAGAAAGAUACAAAAGUUAUUGAAAACACACCUAAAGUUAAAUGCGAAGAUUCAGAGGAUGACGAUGAUGAUAAACCAUUAAGUUCUAAGUGGAACAUCAAAUCUAAUCAUGAUAACAAAGUAGUAGCCCCUGUUAUGAAGACAUCUGCUAAAGACUCGGAUGAAGAUGAUGAUGUCCCUCUGUCAGCAAAGUUAUUACGGAAUUGUAAUUCGGAAACAUCUACCAGGAACAAUGAUGACUCUGAUAAGAAACCUAAUUCAAAAGUUCAGAAAGAUCGGCAAAAUGGUUCCAGCACAAGUAAUAAACAGACGAAGCCAUCUACACUACCUGCUAAGAGAGAGCUAGAAAAUUCUGAUUCCAAGAACUCUUCAGUUAAGAAGUCAAAGGUCUCAGAUUCAGCUGCUUCAAUCAAAACUAAGCAAGUCACUGUCAAACCAUCUGAGAUUAAGACUCAGGAGGAAGAUGAUGACGAUCUUCCCAUUUCCCAUAGAAUUAAGAAGUCAGCUGAUAAACCAUCUUCCACAAAGAAAAUAGUGACAAAGGUUACUAAAGUUAAUAAGUCUGGUUCAACAUCUUUUAAGAAGCAGACCAAGAGCAAAAAGACCAAUAGCAAACAGACCAAGAACAAGUCAAAAAAGUCCGGCAGUGGCUCAGAAUAUUCCAAAUCUACAAAACUUCUUCCCUCUGGUGAUGGGCAGAAAAAAUGGACUACAUUGGUUCACAAUGGUGUCAUUUUCCCUCCUCCUUACCAGCCCCAUGGAAUAAAAAUGCUUUAUAAGGGGAAGCCUGUUGAUUUGACUCCUGAGCAAGAGGAGGUUGCUACAAUGUAUGCGGUCAUGCGAGAUACAGAUUACAUGCAGAAAGAUAAGUUCAAGGAAAAUUUCUGGAAUGACUGGCGAAAGUUGCUAGGAAGAAAUCAUGUAAUUCAGAACUUGAAAGAUUGUGACUUCACACCAAUCUAUGACUGGUACCAAAGUGAAAAGGAAAAGAAGAAACAAAUGACUACAGAAGAGAAGAAAGCUCUGAAGGAAGAAAAAUUGAAGCAAGAGGAGAAAUACAUGUGGGCUAUUGUUGAUGGUGUUAAAGAAAAGGUUGGAAAUUUCAGAGUUGAACCUCCAGGAUUGUUCCGUGGCCGUGGAGAGCAUCCCAAGAUGGGAAAAUUGAAAAAACGCAUUCAUCCAAGGGACAUCAUAAUUAAUAUUGGAGAGGAUGCACCAGUUCCUGAAUGUCCUAUUCCUGGUGAACGCUGGAAGGAGAUAAGACAUGACAAUACAGUUACAUGGUUAUGCUAUUGGAGUGACCCAAUUAAUCCAAAGCUAUUCAAGUAUGUGUUUUUGGCAGCUAGUAGUUCCUUGAAGGGUCAAAGUGACAAGGAAAAGUAUGAGAAGGCUAGGUUGUUGAAGGAUUAUAUAGAGAACAUUAGGGCAGCAUACACGAAAGAUUUUACAAGUAAGGAUAUUACAAAGCAGCAGAUAGCUGUUGCUACUUAUCUUAUUGAUAAACUGGCUUUGAGAGCUGGUAAUGAGAAGGAUGAUGAUGAAGCUGAUACUGUUGGCUGCUGCACAUUGAAAGUAGAGAAUGUGACAAGAGAAGCCCCCAACAAAUUGCAGUUUAACUUCCUUGGUAAAGAUUCAAUCAAGUAUGAAAAUACGGUUGAGGUUGAGCUUCCUGUUUAUAAUGCAAUUUUGAAAUUCCAAAAAGAUAAAGGCCCUAGUGAUGAUCUCUUUGAUAAGUUGGAUACAAAUAAAUUAAAUACUCAUCUGAAGGAACUCAUGCCUGGCUUAACAGCAAAAGUCUUCCGUACAUACAAUGCAUCUUUCACAUUAGAUGAUAAGUUGGCUAAGGACACUAAAGAUGGCGAUGUUGCAGAAAAGAUGGUUGUUUAUAAUCAUGCAAAUAAAGAGGUUGCAAUCAUCUGUAAUCAUCAACGGAGUGUUUCAAAAUCUCACAGUGCACAAAUGACAAAAUUAAAUGAGAAAAUCGACGAACUUCAGGCUGUUCUGAAGGAGCUGAAAGUAGAUUUGGACAGGGCAAGGAAAGGAAAACCCCCUACAAAGAGUUCAGAUGGAAAAAGCAAACGAAACUUAGCUCCCGAAGCGUUAGAGAAAAAGAUAUCUCAAACCAAUGCAAAAGUUGAGAAAAUGCGACGUGAUAUGAUGACAAAAGAAGAUCUUAAAACUAUAGCAUUAGGCACAUCCAAGUUAAACUACCUUGACCCCAGGAUUACAGUUGCCUGGUGCAAGCGGCAUGAGGUUCCCAUUGAAAAGAUUUUCAACAAAUCUCUGAUAGCUAAAUUUGCUUGGGCAAUGGAUGUGGACCCUGACUUCAGAUUCUGAGAUCUGUAGAAUGGCGGCAUGCUGACAUCGAUGAUGGGUUGAAAACGUGUUUUUGCCAAUUGUUUUCUAUAAAAAAUGUUUCCUGUGUUGUCGAGUCUAGCAGAAAUCAAUGUUGUAAGUGCAUCUAAUCUAAUUAAGGGGAAAGUUUCCCCUUCUCCUUUGACCUGUUUACUGCUUAAACAGUUAACAAUUCAUAUUUACGACUUUAAUGUCAUACCCAUUGCCAAAUGUGGAAAAUGAAAGAGGUCAAGUUUUGUAGUGUCA
This is a messenger RNA of Trifolium pratense (red clover), 3451 nucleotides long. RefSeq names its product DNA topoisomerase 1 alpha-like. Bases 341 to 3187 code for a protein of 948 amino acids. Gene Ontology annotation, molecular function: DNA topoisomerase type I (single strand cut, ATP-independent) activity; DNA binding. The transcript is spliced from 16 exons. The record is from RefSeq and is a predicted model, not a curated record. Gene Ontology annotation, biological process: chromosome segregation; DNA topological change; DNA replication. Lineage: Eukaryota; Viridiplantae; Streptophyta; Magnoliopsida; Fabales; Fabaceae. Gene Ontology annotation, cellular component: nucleolus; chromosome.